Messenger RNA from Cyprinus carpio (common carp), 3105 nucleotides. RefSeq names its product phosphatidate phosphatase LPIN1-like. Bases 390 to 3104 code for a protein of 904 amino acids. NCBI's taxonomy places the organism in Eukaryota, Metazoa, Chordata, Actinopteri, Cypriniformes, Cyprinidae. Gene Ontology annotation, cellular component: mitochondrial outer membrane; nucleus. Gene Ontology annotation, biological process: fatty acid catabolic process; positive regulation of transcription by RNA polymerase II; triglyceride biosynthetic process. The record is from RefSeq and is a predicted model, not a curated record. Gene Ontology annotation, molecular function: transcription coactivator activity; phosphatidate phosphatase activity. The transcript is spliced from 21 exons.
AAAGUGUUUGAUUGGUUCACUGUGUGAGACGUCAUGACUCCAACUACAAACGUGAAAGACGCGUCGCGCGCAUACUGUUCGAUACAGUAGGCACUAGGCAGCUUCAAUGACUGUAUUGCUGUGUUUGUCGCGUCGUGUAGCUAGCAAUGUAGAUGGGAGCAAAGGGUUAACUGUGAUGUCAGCUGCAGAGGCAGGGGCUGCUACUCACCGCAAACUGUUUCCACACUGCUUUAAAUACAACACCAGCACAGACAGUGUCAGACGCUAGAGACAAAAUACAUGAGCGAAGAGCAGCGAAUAUCAACCGGAUUCAGCUGCGUCCGAUGAUCCAAUAAGCACUUCUGCAUGGCUGACAUCCUAACACCUCUGCCGCAUCCCACAGUCAGACCAUGAAUUACGUGGGUCAGCUAGCCGGUCAGGUUUUUGUGCAGGUGAAGGAGCUGUACAGAGGCCUUAACCCUGCCACCCUGUCCGGCUGUAUCGAUGUUAUUGUUGUGCGUCAGCCUGAUGGAACUCUACAGUGUUCACCUUUUCACGUCCGUUUUGGCAAGAUGGGAGUGCUGCGCUCCCGGGAGAAAGUGGUUGACAUUGAGAUAAAUGGGGAGCCAGUCAGUUUACACAUGAAACUAGGUGAAAAUGGAGAGGCAUUCUUUGUCAAAGAAACAGAAAGUGAUGAGGAGAUGGUGCCGUCCCACUUGGCUACAUCGCCCAUAAUUUCAGAGGGCUCUGCCCUAAUGCAGGCCCAAGUUGGAAAAGGAAUGUCCCGCCUGUCUGAGUCUGGAACCGGAACCUCCAUUCAAACCUUGGGCCCCAUGCAGGCCCCUGGUGACAGUUCAUUAAUGAAGAAGAGAAGGAAAAGGAGGAGAAAAUCUCAAGUAGACAGCAUAAAGCGAGAAGACAAUGGAGACUUUUCUGAAGACGAUGACAUGUUUCCAAUUGAUAUGAGUUCUGAUGAUGAUACAGCGGCUGCAGGAAGCAGAGCCAUGUCACAUGAGCUAUUUGCUGAGCAGGUGAAAGGAACUAGCAGCUCAUACACACAGUCUGAAGGGAACUGGACUGGUGUUCAAAGCAAAGGGUUGGGGAAGACGUGCUCUCUACCCAUUCCCACCAGUUCAGGAUUAUCCAUUUCCUGCCCUCAACAAACAACCAUGUUUCAAUCCACACACAGCAGCCCAAAUGGCUCCUUGCCAUCCACACCCAAGAGUGACUCCGAAUUGCUGAGCAGUCAGAGGAGAGAAGGAAAACCGGACAACCCUGAGAUGCUUUGGACGUGGGGAGAGCUGCCUCAUGCUGCAAAGCCAUCAUUCCUGCAGCCCAUUUCGGAGCCUAUGGUGGUGACCCCAAGAUCAAUCCCACCAUCUGAAAGCAGACACUUCAGAGCCAUCACUGGAGACGGGAUGGUGGAGUCUCAGGGCAGUGAUGUGUAUGUGCCUGAUCUCAAGGUUAAAGAGGCAACAUCUGCCGCUGCUGUAGAUGUAGAGGCCAUCAGUGCUUCAGCCCAUCUCAUCACAGACCUAGAAGAGGGGCGGCACAGUCCUGGAGCUCAUGCCAUUAGCAAGACAGACUCUCCAUCCAAGAAAAAAGACAAAAGGAGCCGGCACCUGGGAUCAGAUGGAGUAUAUCUGGAUGACAUCACAGAGUUGGAGCCUGAGGUGGCAGCCUUGUACUUUCCAAAGAGUGAUGGAGCAACUUCUGUGAGGGGUGGGGCAGAUCCGAGAAGUGCCAAUCAGUCCCCUCAAUCAGUGGGUAGCAGUGGAAUGGACAGUGGGGUGGAUAGCUUUUCUGACCAGUUAGGAGACUUGCCUCAUAUUGCCAUCUCUCUCUGUGGAGGACUGUCAGAAAACAGAGAGAUCACUAGAGAGGAAUUCGAGGAACGAGCAAUAUCUUAUCAGGAGUUUGCAGAUAAUCCAUCUAUCAUUGAUGAUCCCAACCUGGUUGUGAAGAUUGGCAACAAGUAUUAUAAUUGGACCACAGCCGCUCCUAUUGUACUAGCCAUGCAGGUUUUCCAGAAGCCCUUGCCAAAGGCCACAGUGGAGAACAUCAUGAAGGAGAAGAUGCCCAAGAAAGGAGGACGCUGGUGGUUUUCAUGGAGGGGCAGAAACAAAAGCUCCAAAUCCGAAUCAGCAUCUGAGCAGAUUGAAGGUGGAGAGGAUUCUAUAACAACAGCAUCUGUGAGCAGAUUAAAGGAUGAAUCAUCAUCCAGUGAAGAUGACAGUGCAGGUGCUAAACAGAAUCCUGUGAGCAAUCAGUCUGAAGUUCUCCACAGCACUGGAGGCCACUGCUACAGGAAGACUCUUCGUUUGUCCUCAGAAGAGCUAGCCAGUCUGCACUUAAAAGAUGGCCCCAAUGAUGUGGUCUUCAGCGUCACCACCCAGUACCAGGGCACUUGCCGCUGUGAGGGGAUAAUUUAUCUGUGGAACUGGGAUGACAAGAUAGUGAUCUCAGAUAUUGAUGGCACCAUCACAAGGUCUGACACCCUGGGACACAUUUUACCCACUUUGGGUAAAGACUGGACCCAUCAGGGCAUUGCCCGUCUCUACCACAGAGUCAGCCAGAACGGCUACAAGUUUAUGUACUGUUCAGCUCGGGCGAUUGGCAUGGCUGAUAUGACCCGGGGUUACCUGCACUGGGUUAAUGAAAGAGGCACCAUGCUACCUAUGGGACCUGUGCUGCUUAGUCCCAGUAGUCUGUUCUCUGCAUUUCACAGGGAGGUCAUUGAGAAGAAGCCAGAAAAGUUUAAAAUUGAAUGUCUGACCGACAUUAAAAACCUGUUCUAUCCAAACACAGAACCCUUCUAUGCUGCUUUUGGAAACAGAGCAACAGAUGUUUAUUCAUAUAAAGAGGUUGGAGUGCCUUUGAACAGAAUAUUCACUGUGAAUCCUAAGGGAGAGCUCAUCCAAGAACAUGCAAAGACCAACAUAUCAUCUUAUGAACGUCUGUGUGAGGUCGUGGAUCAUGUCUUCCCUCUUCUGAUAAGAGGGAACACCACUGACUUCCCCUGUUCAGAUACCUUCAGCCAGUUCACCUUCUGGAGAGAGCAGUUACCAGAGGUAGAAAAGCAGGAUCAACAUGCCGAGCAACAAGCAGCUGAAAGGACAAACUGAG